Messenger RNA from Spodoptera littoralis (African cotton leafworm), 3579 nucleotides. The record is from the annotation of a GenBank genome assembly. Lineage: Eukaryota; Metazoa; Arthropoda; Insecta; Lepidoptera; Noctuidae.
AUGACAGUGAGCAUGGAGCAAUAUUUAACAACUGACGACAGUCAAUCGGUAGUAUACGGCUACCGCAAGAGUCGUUGGCGGACGGUGCUAACCUACGUGCUGUCGGUCUUGUUCUGUGGCCUGCCAUUCCUGGUGUUCCACUGGCUUCCCACCUGGUUCCUUUACGUCACCUGCGUUCGAUGCUCCUUCCAGUUAGCUGAUAGAGUUCUGGUUGUUGAAACAUAUCAAAAGAAGUGCAAGAGUUACUACAUUCAUUUAAUAUUACACAAAGAUAUAGCAGAUACUAGUGGUUUACUAAACCAAGGGUUUGACGACGAUGGCUCGAAGAAGGGUCCCAUUGAAAGUCCAGACGCCAUACACACUCCCAUACAUCUGGAUGAUGGGACUACACUUAAUGUACAAAACUACAGAUAUUUCCGGCAUAAGAAGCAGUCUCUUAUUUGGGAUGGUACUCGAGCUAAAUGGACGAGGCUGGCGGGAAUCGAAUCUGGAGCCUCAUGUGCACAGCUACAAGCCAUGGGCGCUACUCCACCGUCCAGUGAAAGACGAGUUCGGAUGUUAAACAUCUACGGUCUAAACGAGAUCAACGUGCCAGUCCAGUCGAUCAUGACUCUGAUACUCCUGGAAGUGUUCAACCCAUUCUAUGUGUUCCAACUGUUCACUAUAGCUGUGUGGUUAGCUGAGCCGUAUUAUUAUUACUGCAUCGCCGUUGUAUUAAUGUCUACGUUUGGUGUUGCCACUUCUGUUAUACAGACUAAAAAGAAUCAAACCAACCUCCGUGCGACAGUAGAAGCUCACGACACAGUAGAGCUAUGGGACGGUCGCACAGUGGACAGUCGUUACGUGUCCCCCGGGGACAUAAUAGUGCUGCCACCUCGCGGCUGUAUACUACACUUCGAUGCUGCAUUAUUAUCUGGCGCUGCUGUGCUUAACGAGAGCAUGUUGACUGGUGAAUCAGUACCCGUAACAAAGACAGCGUUACUCCGAGUGGACCGUCCCUUCGACCUGAAGGAGCACGCGUCCAGUGUACUGUUCUGUGGCACGAAGGUCAUACAGACCCGAUACUAUAAUAACGAGCCUGUCAAGGCUCUAGUACUCCGCACAGGCUACAACACAAGCAAAGGUCAGUUAGUCCGAAGCAUCCUGUACCCAGUGCCAGCAGACUUCAAGUUUGACAGAGACUCGUACAAGUUCAUCAUCAUACUUGCUUGUAUAGCGGCCGUGGGACUUGCUUACACUGUCGCUCUCAAGGCAUACCGCUCUCUAAGUCCAGGAGACAUAACUCUGAAAGCUCUAGACAUAAUAACGAUAGUGAUCCCGCCUGCCCUACCGGCGGCCAUGACAGUAGGUCGCCUUUACGCAGUGGCGAGGUUGCGGCGAGCUCGCAUUGCGUGUCUCAAUACUCGAGCUGUUAAUGUUAGCGGGUCGCUGGAUUGUGUAUGUUUUGAUAAGACUGGAACUUUAACAGAAGAUGGUCUAGACAUGUGGGGUGUAGUGGCAGUAAGUGGUGCCACAAAUCCCCCCCGACUAGGUAGACCCCAGCGUGACCCCCGACUACUCAACGAGUUGCAUCCCCUAAAGUUGGGCAUGGCGACCUGUCAUAGUCUUACUUUGCUUGACCAUGAGCUGGCUGGAGAUCCUCUGGAUUUGAAGAUGUUCGAGUCCACUGGUUGGGUGCUAGAAGAGCCAGAUGUUCCAGAACAUUCCAACUACGAGAUCCUAACUCCAACUAUAGUAAAGCCGAGGAAAACUGCUAACAUUGACGUCGAUGAUAUACAUCUGCCCCUGGAAGUGGGCAUAGUCCAGCAGCACCAGUUCGUGUCGUCCCUGCAGCGCGCGUCCGUGGUGGCGCGCGUGCUGGGCGAGGACGUGCUGCGCGUCUACACCAAGGGCGCGCCCGAGAUGUUAAAGACACUCUGUGUUCCUGAAACUGUACCUGAUAACUUAUACGAAGUUUUGAACUCGUACGCGGAGAAGGGGUACCGAGUGAUCGCAGUAGCCACCAGGGUAUUAGAAGUCACCUUCAAACAACUGCAGAAGAUGACCAGGGAAGAGGUGGAGUGUGAGCUAGAGUUCCUAGGACUAGUGAUAAUGGAGAACAGGCUGAAGGCAGCCACCACCGGCAUCAUACGGGAGCUGAAGGAAGCCAACAUACAUGUCGUUAUGAUUACUGGAGACAACGUGCUAACAGCAGUGAGCGUGGCGAAGGAGUGCGGCAUAUUGAUGGGGGACGAGCGAGUCGUCGUACUGCACCCAGACACCAGCGGGGGGGAGCCGCGCAUAUACUGCGAGAGCACGCUGCACGGGGCGACAGUAGGGCGCCGCUACCCUCUCCAACGUGAGUGGCGCAGUGUGGACAGUGGACACGGCUCCUGGCGCUCCGCCCCCGCCUCCGAUGACAUAUACGACACGGAGACCGGAGCCCUGGAGCCACGGUACAAGAUUGUCAUGACCGGGGAUACUUGGCGGGUACUUCGUGAUUACUACCCUGCCAUGGUUCCCCGCGUAGUGGCCCGCGGCGCAGUAUUCGCUCGCAUGUCCUCCGACCAGAAGCAACAACUCAUUGUCGAGUACCAGGCACUGGGGUACUAUGUCGGUAUGUGCGGUGACGGUGCAAACGACUGCGGAGCCCUACGAUCCGCCCACACGGGGAUAUCACUCUCAGAACUAGAGUCCUCUGUAGCGGCACCCUUCACGUCUGCCAACCCAGACAUAGUAUGUGUCGCCAGAGUACUCCGGGAGGGACGCGCGGCCCUCUCUACCUCCUUCGGCGUCUUCAAAUUCAUGGUAGCUUACUCCCUUUCAGAAUUCUUCUCGGUAGCCUUCCUUUACUACUUCGAUUCCAAUCUAACAGACUUCCAAUUUUUAUACAUAGAUGUCGCUUUAAUCGUUAAUUUCGCGUUCUUCUUUGGCAUGACAGAAGCUUAUACGGGCAAGUUGUGUAAGACGCCACAUUUGACGUCGUUAUUAGGCCUUGUACCUCUCUUUUCUCUUGUCGGGCAAAUGAUUCUAGUUGGCAUAGGACAGUAUUUAAGUUAUUUAGCUUUGACAUUUUUCCCGUGGUAUGUUAGACAUACUUAUGAGGGCGAUGAAGCUAACGAGUGUUGGGAAAACUACUCCAUAUUCGCGAUAUCGAUGUUCCAAUACAUUAUUCUAGCUAUAGUAUUCAGUCAUGGGUCUCCUUAUCGAAAAUCGGUGAUUACAAACAAACAACUAAUGAUCAGUAUGUUGAUAAUGACGUGUAUAUGUGUGUACAUAGCCGCGUGGCCGGCGGAGUGGAUAGCCAAAUUCCUACAACUACGAAUGCCUAAAGAUACCUUGCUUUCGUAUAUAAUACUCGCUUUGGCAGCUUUCCAUCUUCUCCUAGCUUUAAUAUUCGAAAGAGUAAUUAUAGAAUAUCUAAUGGAAGGUAAGCAAAUGAUACCAAAGUUCUUAAAAGAGAAAAGGAUAAGAAAAACUCCACAUUUGUUGAUUAGGAGGGAGUUAACGGAUAUGGAUUAUUUAGAUUGUGAUAGCAUUAUCAAAUACGAUAAGGAAACCAGCGAUUCGACCUUCGAAUCUUCCGGAAAAGACAGCUGA